ACAUGUCGAUGACCAAGAAUCCUGUGAAAUCAAAACCAGCCGAUGGAACAACGUCCGCUAAGGAUUUUGAGAACCUUCAGAGUGACUUCUUCUCCUUCUUGUACGCUGAUCAUGGACCAUUCUACAAAGAGAAUGUGAAAAAGUUGGAAGACGCAACUGGUCUGAAACGUGAAAUGCUCGCAUAUGGGCUCAUCGGGCUCAAUUGUGUCUACAUGAUUAUUGGAAGUGGCGCCGAGUUUGUGUGCAAUUUGAUUGGAGUUGCCUAUCCGGCUUAUGUUUCUGUUAAGGCGAUCCGAACUGAAGGAACUGACGAUGAUACAAUGUGGUUGAUCUAUUGGACUGUUUUCGGUGCCUUUUCAAUUAUCGACUUCUUCGCCGCAAGCAUUAUGUCAUAUUUCCCAAUUUAUUGGGUUGCCAAAGCAGCAUUUCUCUUGUACCUCUACUUGCCAGAAACUCACGGAUCCCACGUCAUUUACCACCAACUGAUUGAUCCAUUUGUUGCUCAUAUGGAGAAGAGCAUGUCCAGAAAGCUUCCAGCAAACGCUGGAACUGUUCCAAAUGAUCAGGGAUCAGCCUUGGAUGCGAAUAACAAUGUGAUUAAGCCCGAUCAACCACCGCCACAGUAAAUUGAACUUUUUCAUUGCGAUAAAUAUUUCUUUUCG
This is a messenger RNA of Caenorhabditis elegans, 662 nucleotides long. RefSeq names its product Receptor expression-enhancing protein (gene T03F6.6). Gene Ontology annotation, cellular component: membrane. The coding region runs from base 3 to 626 and encodes 207 amino acids. Lineage: Eukaryota; Metazoa; Nematoda; Chromadorea; Rhabditida; Rhabditidae. The transcript is spliced from 3 exons. The record is from RefSeq and is marked reviewed.